Paramuricea clavata is the source of this 2701-nucleotide messenger RNA. The record is from the annotation of a GenBank genome assembly. NCBI's taxonomy places the organism in Eukaryota, Metazoa, Cnidaria, Anthozoa, Malacalcyonacea, Plexauridae.
GUGAUUUUGCCGUUCUUUUGAACUCUGGGAUGACGUACAAACAGGCAUUGCUUGCAAAUUUCGGUUCUGCCUGCCUCUGUUAUCUCGGCUUGAUUAUUGGUUUGAUUUUGGGAUUCAAGACCGCCGCUGUGCAAUACAUAUAUGGUAUCGCAGGGGGAAUGUUUCUUUACAUUUCAUUGGUUGACAUGGUAAGUUUUAAAACAUUAGUUCCAAACUUUGUUUGCCGACGGCACGGUCACAUAAUGGAACAUUACAGAAGGUCGGCGUCUUGGUUUUGCCUAUGAUUUUUGCGUAACCGUUGCAAUGAUUUUACCCCCUUGAAAAUAUUCAAAAUGGCGGACGUUCAAGGGGUGAAUGCUUCUCAUAACUGCUUUGGCUAGGAACAUAGCGACAGCAUUCUGCAUGGUGACGAAUCAUGGAGUGGCAGCGGUUUCGCUUUUUUGGCGCCUGAGUCGACCUUCUGUUUGUCUCUAUUCCGUGGUGGACAAAGUUUCUUUUACCGGAAAUCGCAGCAGGGAAACAAAAUGUGUUUCGAAUUUUUCUGGGAAUCUUUUUUGAUUCCAGAAAAGCGAAUUGGAAUUGGAGAAACGCUACUAGCAUGCUAGCUUUUGGACAAGUAUACUUGUCGCAGUAAAAAUUGUCGAAAUACAAAUUUUGCCUAAACAAAGAAAACUUGUCAAAGUAAUCUGGGCACUUGCAUGCAGUUGGUCAGCGAUCUAUUGCCGUAAUGGGUAAUAAUAGCGAUCGUUGCGGUCAGAAAACCAAAAACUAAUCAUAUACAAUUUGUUGCACAUACACACGUGCACUAGCUUGGCGGCCAAAAUUUUCCAUAUUAAAACUCGUCAUAAAAAACUUGCUCGUCUGUAACCGCGGCUUUAACUGUUGUUAUGCAACGUUUCAUAGCGUUUGAGCAAUCUUAACGAAAUCUGAAGUAAUUAUACUUUCCCAUUGUAGAAUUUAUUUAAUUUUAAUUAAGGAGAGGCGAAAUAGAGAACGCAUUUUGCAUAAGCGACGCAGCGUUGAUGCAAUGUGCGAAUCUUUUACCAGUUAAUUACUUAAUUACCGAGAAUUAUCAGUAUAGGAAUUAAUGAUGGAAUUAAAAAAUUAAUUACAUCAUUAAUUAAUUUUUUAAUUAAUGAAUUAUUUACAUACAUCAUUAUUGAAAUUUACAUCAUUUAUAGAUUUAUGCCGCGCAGUUUUUUUUUAAUUUUUAAAAAUUAAUUAUAACAAUUGAAGGUUCAGACAACAGGACAAAUAAAGUCCUAAAUUAAGUCCUGCCUGACAUGCUACAUUACAACACUAUUUAAAACAUGAUAACAAAUUCACAGGUUGCACAUCAUUAAAAUAAUAUGAUGCUUGUGAUGUUACUCUGAGUGUAUAUCCACACCGGGCGAGCUUGAAAAAUAUGCCACGGUGGCCGGGCAUAUUUUAUAUAUCAUUAUAUGUGUACAUAAUUAAAAUGAACUUUUAGGAACAACAAUUUAAAAAGCAAGAACGAAACCUAGAAAAUGUUUUCCUGGACCAAGUCCUUAAUUGGUCUAUCAACAUCAAAACAUGCAUUAAGUUUCUCAGUAUCGAUCCUGUUUAUUGAGUUUAGUUUUAAGCGACUGGACAGUGAGAGAGAAUUUUAUAUAUAACGUCGGACAGGCUACAGGUAUAUUCCAUAGGAGUGCAAUCCUAUUGAAAAAUAGAUUUCGGAUGUUCUACAGAUGUUUGGUCAGUAGAAAUCAGUAGAGCUAUGGCGAGUAUGAUGACGAGACGGAUUGCCCACUAGAUAGUCUUCAGGAUUUAAUUCAUAAUGACCAGUUUUACAUUUGUAAAAAAAUAACAUCUUUUAUCUCGAACCAGUAUGAGAUGGGGAGUAGAUCAAGUUGCUUUAAACGGUUGGUGUAAGAGGACUUGAAGGAUGCAUUUCGUUGCUCGUCGUUGGACACCUUCUAGCCAAAUAAGAUCCCUAUAUGUUGUUUGCGUUGCCCAGAGUUCACUGUCAUAACAUAGGUGUGCACGAUUAAACACAGAAAGCGUCGGCAUUUUACAUCAUUUAUGCAGAUAUUGUGCAAUUAUGACGUUGAAAUCCGAGCAUAUAUACGGUUUGCCUUUGAAGCGAUGUUUGAAAUAUGACGAGACCAAUGACAAUUUUAAAUUACUGGUGACUAGAUUCCCAAGAUCCCCCUUGAUGAACUUGAAAUAGAUCUGUUCAUUAUUGGUGUAAUAUUACAAAUAUUUCCUUUAAAUGAAAUUUCAAGCAUAAAUUGAAUUUUCAUUUGGUCAUGGCCAGUAUAAGGUUGAAACACGAGAUUUUCACAUUUUUUACUUAAAACAUCAUCUAUCUGUGUUUCCGGUUGUAAAACCAUAUAUAGGUGUUUUGAUUCUGGUACAACUAUAGUUAUGUGACGUCAUCACGAAAGGGGUCUACAUUCAAAGAAUCCAAAAUUGCAUGCCAACUUAUAAGAGCUCGUGACAUUAUAAAAUUAAUCUGCAGGAGUAAGGGGUGUUAUGAAUGUGUCAUUGUUUCUAUCAUUAUUGAUUCUAUUUCUCUUAGCUUCCCGAAAGUAUUCAAAUGAUUCAGGAUCUGGCUGGCAAAUCGAAGAAGAAGGGCUUCAAAAUACUAUUGGUUCAAAAUCUUUUCAUUUUAUUUGGAAUGGGUGCAAUGCUGCUCCUUUCGUUCUAUGAACCGAAAAUAAAGAAAGCGAAAUGGUGA